Messenger RNA from Wallemia mellicola CBS 633.66, 1551 nucleotides. Its product is annotated as acyl-CoA dehydrogenase NM domain-like protein. The transcript is spliced from 18 exons. The record is from RefSeq and is a predicted model, not a curated record. Lineage: Eukaryota; Fungi; Basidiomycota; Wallemiomycetes; Wallemiales; Wallemiaceae. Gene Ontology annotation, molecular function: heme binding; oxidoreductase activity, acting on the CH-CH group of donors; flavin adenine dinucleotide binding. The coding region runs from base 1 to 1551 and encodes 516 amino acids.
AUGUCAACAAAGAUUUACUCGAGAGAUGAUAUAAGCAAGCACAAUACCAAAGGUGAUCUUUGGAUCGUUAUAGAUAGUAUGAUCUACGAUGUUUCCAAAUUCAUGAACAUGCACCCAGGUGGAGCUUCUGUCUUCCUAGAUGAAGAAGUUGCAGGUCAGGAUGCUACGGAGCAAUUUUUCAACCUCCAUCGCGUGGAAGUUCUCCAGAAGCCGCAAUACAAGCGCUUAAUUGUCGGUCAAGUCGAAAAUGAGAAACCAAUAGUUAAAUUCCCACAACCGGGUGAUCUUUCUGAGGUUCCAUAUGGUGAACCAAGUUGGCUUUCAAAAGCUUACCAUUCGCCAUAUUACAAUGAUUCCCACAAAGCUUUGCAGAAGUGGAUGAGAAAGUUUGUAGACACAGUUAUCACCCCAGAUGCUAUCGCACGCGAGAAGGAUGGCAAAAGAUUCUCAGAUGACGUCGUCAAGAAAAUGGCUCAAUAUGAAAUUAACGCUAUGCGACUCGGCCCUGGCAAGCAUCUUCACGGUCGUACACUCGCCGAGGGCAUUGUCAAGCCCGAGGAGUUCGAUUACAUUCAUGAAAUGGUUAUCAACCAGGAACUUGUACGUCAUGGUCAGCGUGGCUAUGGCGAUGGUCUUCUUGCAGGUAUGGUCAUAGGUUUACCUCCAGUCCUCAAUUUCGGUAGCGAGGAAUUAAAGAAGCGUAUCAUUCCAGAAGUUCUUUCGGGUGAAAAAUUCAUCUCACUCGCUAUAAGUGAAGCAUUCGCUGGCUCAGACGUCGCAAAUCUCCGUACAACGGCCAAGAAAUCGGAAGAUGGUAAGCAUUGGAUCAUCAACGGUACCAAAAAGUGGAUUACGAAUGGUACAUUCUCUGAUUAUUUCAGCGUUGGCUGCAAGACCGAAGGCGGUCUUACUAUGAUCCUCGUAGAGCGCACUGAAGGUGUCUCAACCGAGCAAAUCAAGACAAGCUACUCCACUACAGCAGGUACCGCAUUCAUUACCUUUGACGACGUUAAAGUACCCGUUGAGAACACCCUCGGUCCAGAAGAUGGUGGCCUCUUGGUCAUCCUCUCUAAUUUUAAUCACGAGAGAUUUGUUAUGGCUACCGCAUCUGUCAGGUCUAUUCGCUUCGUUAUCGAGGAGUGCUUCAAAUGGGCAAAUCAGCGCAAGGUCUUCGGCAAAACUUUACUUGGUCAGCCAGUCAUACGCUACAAGCUCGCCGGUAUGGUAGCCAAAGCUGAAUCACUUCAAGCAUGGCUGGAAUACAUUGGCUUCCAAAUGACUAAAAUGUCCUACAAGGAACAAUCUAGGUACCUCGCUGGCCCUAUUGCCUUACUCAAGAUGCAAUGCACGAGAGUUGAGAACAGCGUCGCAGAUGAUGCUGUCCAAAUCUUCGGAGGCAGAGCGAUUACUCAAACCGGUAUGGGUCGUAACAUUGAAAUGUUUAACCGCACAUAUAAAUUCAACAGCUUAUUAGGCGGCUCUGAAGAGAUUUUAGGUGACCUCGGUAUACGUCAAGCAAUGAGACAGAUGCCAAAGAGUGCACGUCUUUAA